UCGUGAACUCCACGCCCCUUUCUUCUCCGUGAGGAGAAAAAAAACACAAACCAAUCAGCCAAUUUUUUUUUCUUGGUCAAGACAUUGAUUCUCACAACAAUCUCUGCAAUAAUCAAGCUCAGAGGUUCAUACCGCAUCUCAAAAUAUUGUGCUCAGAGUUUUCAGACAUUUACGGUCGUUUAGGAAGCUCUCGAGGGUUGUUUUUAGAAACUAGGGAACGUGAUAAUGGCUAGUAGCGAGAAUUUGGAGAAAUCGAGUAAAGAGAAGGAACCUAAAACACCGCCUUCUUCUUCUGCUGCUCUUCCCUCUUCACAGGAACCUUCGUCGGCUGUGAGUGCUGGCAUGGCUACUCCAGAUUGGUCUGGUUUUCAGGCAUAUUCUCCAAUGCCGCCACCUCAUGGUUAUGUGGCAUCAAGUCCCCAACCUCACCCUUAUAUGUGGGGAGUUCAGCAUAUGAUGCCUCCUUAUGGAACUCCGCCUCAUCCGUAUGUUGCAAUGUAUCCCCCAGGUGGCAUGUAUGCGCAUCCUUCAAUGCCUCCGGGUUCUUAUCCAUAUAGCCCUUAUGCUAUGCCUUCUCCAAAUGGAAUGACUGAAGCUUCUGGCAAUACUACAGGCGGCACUGAGGGUGAUCCUAAGCAACCUGAAGUGAAGGAUAAAUUGCCCAUCAAAAGAUCAAGGGGAAGCUUGGGAAGUUUGAACAUGAUUACAGGAAAGAACAAUGAACCUGGGAAAAACUCGGGAGCGUCAGCUAAUGGAGCUUACUCGAAAAGUGGGGAGAGCGCUUCUGAUGGUUCAAGUGAAGGAAGUGAUGGAAACUCUCAAAAUGAGUCAGGAUCUGGACAAGACGGAAAGGAUGCAUCUGAGAAUGGUGGUUCUGCUAAUGGUCCCGGAAAUGGAAGUGCUGGUACACCUCUUCUACCAGUGAACCAGACCGUGCCAAUCAUGCCAAUGACAGCUGCAGGUGUUCCAGGCCCACCAACAAAUUUAAAUAUUGGGAUGGAUUAUUGGGGUGCCCCUACUUCAUCUGCUAUCCCUGGAAUGCAUGGGAAAGUAUCUACAACAGUUCCUGGAGUUGGUGCUCCAAUCACGCGAGAUGGUGGCCAUUCACAACCCUGGUUACAGGACGAUAGAGAACUUAAGCGACAAAGACGGAAGCAGUCCAAUAGGGAGUCUGCUCGAAGAUCCAGGUUGCGUAAACAGGCCGAAUGUGAUGAGCUGGCCCAACGCGCCGAGGUGUUGAAUGAUGAAAACGCAAAUCUCAGAGCAGAAAUCAACAAGCUCAAAAGCCAAUGCGAAGAGCUCACCGCUGAGAACACCUCUCUGAAGGACCAACUUUUGUUAUUCCCUCCACUUGAAGGCAUAAACAUGGACAAGGAUGGCCACGAACCAAACACCGAUCAAACAGGCGGCGCAGAGCGAAAGGUUGAUUCCUACAAAGACACAAAGUGAAAAGACAUACAGCAAAACCAAUUCCUAACACAGGUAUAAAAAAAAGUAGCAGCAGCAACAACAACACUCCACGGUUCUUUACUAACAGGUGGUUGUAGGAUUUUAGACAUCAGAGAUCAAUUGGUUCGGAAUAGUUCCUUGUCUUUCUUGAGGGUUGUCCGUCCAGUGUGUGUGUGUUGUAAGUUAAAUUAGAUAUUGGGAAUGUUUUGUUUUAUUUGCAAAAGCGAUAUUUGAGGCAAUGUGCUUCUCUGUAUCAAAUUUUCUUUGAUUAGAUAUUUUUCAGAUUGAUGUUUUCUUCACUUGAUGAAGUAAGUUUAUUUAA
Messenger RNA from Camelina sativa (false flax), 1771 nucleotides. Its product is annotated as bZIP transcription factor 16. Gene Ontology annotation, molecular function: DNA-binding transcription factor activity; sequence-specific DNA binding. Gene Ontology annotation, biological process: regulation of DNA-templated transcription. The record is from RefSeq and is a predicted model, not a curated record. Gene Ontology annotation, cellular component: nucleus. NCBI's taxonomy places the organism in Eukaryota, Viridiplantae, Streptophyta, Magnoliopsida, Brassicales, Brassicaceae.